AUGUCAUCCACUGCUACAGUCGAAUCCACUGCGGCGUUUUCCGCGCUCAACACAGGAACCGCAGGCGACGGACAAGUGAGACGACGGCUACACCAUAUUCCCCGUCCCGCCACCAAAGACGCCGAGCGAAGAUGGCUUCUCGAGCAGAUGGCGGGCGCGUUUCGCAUCUUCGCCAAGCUGGGUUUUGCGGAUGGAGCUUCCGGGCACAUUAGUCUUCGGGAUCCCAUCAAUCCAAAGACCUUUUGGAUCAACCCCUACGGUAUCCACUUCGGUCUUUUAAAGGUGUCCGACAUGGUCCGGGUCGAUGAGGAAGGGAACAGGGUGGGCGGUGCGCUGAAGCCAGUCAACACGGCAGGCUUCAUCAUCCACUCUGCUAUUCAUCAGAAACGACCCGACAUCAAUGCCGCUUGUCAUAUGCAUAGUCCGUACGGAAGGGCGUGGAGUAAUUUUGGCAGAGGGAUUGAUAUGCUGAAUCAGGGUAUUAUCACCGUUUUUUCUGGCCCACGAGUACGUAGCUAUUUGCUCACGAACCCAGAUUCAUGUAUGUUCCACGACGACCUCUCGGUAUACCCAGCCUUCGGUGGUGUGGUCUUCGCAAAGGAGGAAGGGCAGCGCAUUGCUGAUACGCUGGGGCCCAAGCACAAGAAUCUAAUCAUGCAGAAUCAUGGCCUCCUCACGGCGGGUGAGACUGUGGCUGAGGCGGCGGCAUUCUUCAUUGCGUUGGAGAGAGCAUGUCAGGCACAGCUUCUGGUAGAAGCAGCUAUAGCGCCUGGGUCUAUAGGCGGUGCUGCCGGGUUAGGGAAAAGCAUUGUGGAUGAGGAAACUGCGGCAUAUACCAAGAGAGGAACGGGAACCCCGGAGGCUAUGUAUAUGCAGUUUGAUCCUGAGUACCAGCUGAUUCUCGAGGAGACCGGUGGGCGAUUCCUGAGGUAA
Messenger RNA from Penicillium riverlandense, 933 nucleotides. RefSeq lists its product as uncharacterized. NCBI's taxonomy places the organism in Eukaryota, Fungi, Ascomycota, Eurotiomycetes, Eurotiales, Aspergillaceae. Gene Ontology annotation, cellular component: cytoskeleton. The record is from RefSeq and is a predicted model, not a curated record. Bases 1 to 933 code for a protein of 310 amino acids. Gene Ontology annotation, molecular function: actin filament binding. The transcript is spliced from 2 exons.